Molecule: messenger RNA, 4268 nt
Organism: Hydra vulgaris (swiftwater hydra)
Lineage: Eukaryota; Metazoa; Cnidaria; Hydrozoa; Anthoathecata; Hydridae
Source: RefSeq, a predicted model, not a curated record
CAACUUAAGUGAUUGUUGGCUCUAAGCUACUUUAAUAGUAUUUUUAAAAAAAACAUGUAAUUGUGCGUUGUAAUAUAUAUAUAAAAAAUUAUUGGGAUAACCUUUGGUUGAUUUCAUUGUUCUCAAAAAUGAUAUUUUAUGAUACCCAACAGAAAACCAUGUAUCAUUUAUACUUGAUUGCUUCUUCAUUGUGCAUUUAUUGGACGCAUGAAGUUAGCAGUAGUUUGCUAGGUUCCAUUGACGUUAUCGAUAUUUUUCAAUUAUCAAACCACAGCUACUUUGCCCAAACACAAGGGUUUUGUUCACCAAGGCUCAUUGAUGGAAAUUUAUACGAAGACACAUCUUUUGUUACUUUAAAACCAUUUAGCGCCUCAAAGGUUAUAAAUGGACAUUUCAAUACUAAUCAAAUUUCUAUAGUUGCCACUCUUAAACUUGUAGAUUCUCUUAUUAAUGAGUUUUAUCUUCUUCAGUUUACUUAUUCUGACAAAUGGAUAGGCAUUAGAAUUGGAACAACUAUAUUUGUUGACUUUUAUUUAAAAAAAAUUUAUUCUUACAAGUUUGAUUAUGAGUUAAAAGAUAAUAGUUGGCACAGACUUACUUUUUCUGUAGAGAACACUACAUUAGAGUUUUUUGCAGAUUGUGAAUUUAUAGGAAGAUUAAACAUUGAUGUUGAAUUUUUUGUGAAAUCUAGUGAACAAAUAACAUUAAAUAUUGGUAACUCAGAAAAUGAAAAAUAUGAUUUUCAGGGAUUUCUUCAAGAUUUGAGAGUUUUUCCUGACAAGAGACCUGCACCAAGCUACUGUUCUGUAAUAAUGCCAAACUGUGAUGUUAAGCAAUUCAUAGCAAAUAAAUUAACUCAGAUAAAUGUUCCCCAUGAAUUAUCUGGAUCGGGAGAACGAGUAGAGAAACGAGCUAUUGAUUCAGUUGGCUUGAAAGGUAUCAUAAGUGAAAGGGGAUUUCAUGAAACAGCUGAAAUAGAAAGAUCUCAAUGGGACUUUUCUCCUAAGUUCAGUGUUAAAGGCGAACAGGGAGUCAAUGGUUUGAUAGGACCAUCUGGUGAGCCAGGACCAGAAGGAGAAAAGGGUGAUAAUGGAGAUAUAGGAUUGCCAGGACCCCCUGGAGAAAAGGGUGCAACUGGAGAGCCAGGCAUUCAAGGUCCACCUGGUCCAAGGGGUUUGCAGGGAUUUACUGGUCAACCUGGUCCUCAAGGAAAACGUGGUCCAGUGGGACCAAUUGGUGAACGAGGUCUACCAGGAGGAAUUGGUAUCCCCGGAGCAAGGGGAUUUAUUGGUCAACCUGGAAAUCCAGGUUCACCGGGAGAUAAGGGUGACAUUGGUGAUAUUGGAUUUCCUGGUGAAAACGGAAUAAAAGGAGAAAAAGGUGAUAUUGGAGCUAAUGGAGUUCAAGGAGAUCCAGGAGCAAUGGGAGAACAAGGUGAAAAGGGAAAUCAAGGAAAACCCGGAAUGGAUGGUAGAGAGGGACAAAAAGGUGAAGAAGGACAGCCAGGAGAGAAGGGAAUAAAGGGAUCUAUUGGUUUUCAAGGAAUACCAGGAGAGAUUGGUGUGCCAGGAGAUGAUGGACCACCUGGACCAAUGGGACCAGUAGGAUUAUCUGGACCAAAAGGAGACGUUGGAUCAACUGGUGAUCCUGGUCUUCCAGGACCUCCUGGAGCAACUGGAGUUAAGGGAGAGACUGGGGAAAAAGGUCUUAAAGGCGAACCUGGAUUAGUUGGAAAGCAGGGAAAACCUGGUGAUCAUGGCUUACCUGGCUCACCUGGUAAACCUGGAGUUAAGGGUGAUCAAGGUUAUGGUAAAAAAGGAGAACUUGGUGCGAAGGGAGAUAAAGGUAACCAAGGAACAAAAGGUGAAACUGGGAAACAAGGUGUACCUGGUUUGAAAGGAGAUGAUGGACCCAUUGGACCAGAAGGACCAAUUGGACCUAAAGGAGCACCUGGAAAACCUGGGCUGUCUGGUGAUGUAGGGAUUCAAGGUAUUCAAGGACCUCCUGGAGCUCCAGGGUUACCUGGAAUUAAAGGAGACAGAGGAGUUCCUGGCCAACCUGGAGAAGUAGGAGAUAAAGGAAACAAAGGAGCAAUGGGAGUCAUGGGUCUACCAGGUUCUGAUGGUCCUAUAGGUGUUGAUGGUGAAAAGGGAGAUAAUGGUUUACCAGGAACUCCUGGUAAGGAUGGAGAGCAAGGCGAACAGGGAGAACCUGGCCUUAUAGGAUCUAUUGGUCAAAGAGGCUUCCCUGGUGCUGCAGGACCUCCAGGAUCUAAUGGAUUACCUGGAGAGCAAGGCUUACCUGGCAAUAAUGGGUUGCCUGGUAAAGAUGGAAUUCCUGGCCAACCUGGAAAACAAGGCGACAAAGGUCAACAAGGACCGCCUGGUUUACCAGGCAUAUCUGGAAUAUCUGGAGAAAAGGGAAACAUGGGACCACCUGGAAUACAAGGUGUUUCUGGGGAAAAAGGAGAUAAGGGUUUGCCAGGUACUCAUGGUGCAAAUGGGAUGCCGGGAGAACCAGGAGCUAAAGGUCCAAUUGGUCCACCAGGACAAAAAGGAGAGGCUGGUAAAUUAGGAUACAAGGGUGAAAAAGGUCUUACAGGUGAAAAAGGACAACCUGGAUUAAAUGGAAAAAAAGGUAAUGAUGGCCCUGCUGGGGCUCCAAGUAUCGAUGGCCUGCCAGGAUCUACUGGACCACAAGGUUUACCUGGAAAUGAUGGAGAAAAAGGGGAAAAGGGAUCUCCGGGUAGAAAUGGAAUUGAUGGAAAAAAUGGAUCUCCAGGAGCUCCUGGUUUAGAGGGUUUACCAGGGCUUAAAGGUGAGCCUGGACAACCUGGAAAGGAUGGAAUACCUGGCAGUAUUGGACCCCCAGGAGAAACUGGAUUGAUGGGACCACCAGGACAAAAGGGAGAAGUCGGAAAACAAGGAUUGCCUGGUUUCCUUGGACCUCGUGGACCCCCUGGUCCAAUUGGCAAAUGUUUAUCUCAAGUAGAUCUGAAAAGUUCAGACAAGCAAGGACAACAAGGAAAUAAGGAUGAUGAUGGACUGCAUGGACCCCAGGGUUUGCCAGGUCUCAAAGGCAAUAAGGGGGCUCGUGGAAGAACAGGGCCACCUGGUGUUGCAGGACCAAAAGGUUCUAAGGGAAUUCCAGGUGAUGCAGGAAUAAGAGGUUUAUCUGGGCGUACUGGAGAACAGGGUCUGCCUGGUGUAAAGGGUGAAAAAGGAAAUCGUGGUAAUUCUGGAAUGAAAGGAAUUCCAGGUCCACCAGGACCGCCCGGCCUUCCAGCUGCUCCUGCUCAUUGGUCAAAUAUUUUACAAGUUCCCCCAGAGGAGGGAUAUUACGAAGAAUCUGGUAAAAAUAGACGUCAACGUAGAAACACUUAUGACAUAACUUUUCAAGCAUUGGCUGAGGAACUGAAUACUAUAAAAAAAGAGUUGAAUAGUAUGAAGUUACCCAGUGGCGUAAAAGAAAACCCGGCUCGCUACUGUAAAGAUUUGUUAACUUGUAAUAUGUUACACAAAGAUGAGUUUUAUUGGAUUGAUCCAAAUCAAAGCAGCGCAACAGAUGCUGUGUAUGCCUUUUGUAACUUUACAGCAGGCGGUGACACUUGUAUAUAUCCUGAUGUCUCUAAAAGCUCUACUGGAUUUGCUUACAACUUUGAAAACAAGACAUGGUUUACGGAUAUAGAACGUGGAUUUAUUAUUUCUUAUGAAAAUAUUGGACGCACUCAAAUAAAAUUUUUAAGGCUACUAAGCGAACAAGUAUACCAGCAGGUGGAAUUCACUACACCUUGGUACAUAGAAAUAGUAUCAAUAAAAUUUCGAAAGUUGACAUGGGAAAAUGGAGAAACUACACUGAGUAAAGAUGUUGACCCUUCUUUCAAAAUUUGUCAGGGAAUCACUUGCACUGUUUCUAUGUUCUUAACAUCGUCUGACUUGCACUUGUUGCCUGUUACAGACUUUCAAAUUUAUGGUGUUUACAAAGAUCAAAACGAAAGUAUGAAUAGUUCACUCCUUUCAUUUAAAGUGGGACCUGUGUGUUUUAAGUAGCAGAUAAUGGAAGAAAAAAAGCCAAUGUCGGGAAAAAAAAUUUGAUUUAUAAGAUAUAUUCAUAUAAAUAUUGCUCCGUCGUUCGAAGAGUGACAUCCGCUUUCUAUGUAUCUCGCUAAUUUGAUAAAAUGUUAUACAUUAAUACCUAAGGAAUCACGAAAAAAGAUGUAAAACCUUUUUAAAAAAAGCAACAAUAUUUAAAAAAACUUGAAUUUUAUU